Pseudophryne corroboree (corroboree frog) is the source of this 3341-nucleotide messenger RNA. RefSeq names its product zinc finger protein 436-like. The transcript is spliced from 3 exons. Gene Ontology annotation, biological process: regulation of transcription by RNA polymerase II. Gene Ontology annotation, molecular function: DNA-binding transcription factor activity, RNA polymerase II-specific; RNA polymerase II cis-regulatory region sequence-specific DNA binding. The record is from RefSeq and is a predicted model, not a curated record. Gene Ontology annotation, cellular component: nucleus. NCBI's taxonomy places the organism in Eukaryota, Metazoa, Chordata, Amphibia, Anura, Myobatrachidae. Bases 257 to 898 code for a protein of 213 amino acids.
CUGUAACAAGUGCAUGGCACAGGAAGCCACCAUGAAUUGGUUGGAGGAAGGAAACACUCUUCACUCACGAUCCCGCCCACCAUCUUCUUCUACUUAUUCCGUGAUAUGCCCCCCUGCGUCAGCCUCUGCCCAGCUGUUACAACUUGCAUCCUGCUCGCUUCUCUUUUGAAUUCAGCUACACAUCCCCAGCCUGAUAGUAGCGGGCCCUGCUCGGGAAGACGUCUGCAGAUCGUAAAUUAGGCUUUGCAACACAGCAAUGGAGUCUGAAGUGAACCCUACAAAUCGACCAGAAGUAUUUUUCAAGUCACUGAUCGAAAAUAACUCAACCACCAAAGAGGAACCCCAAGAAUUUCUGAUCUCUGAUGUCAGGUCUGUUCCUGAGGCUCAGUAUGCCUUUACCUCUGUAGAGCAUGCACCUUCUAUGGCAAAGACUGAGCAGAACAUUAAAGAAGAAUAUGUAACUAGUCCUAUUUCUGAGCAAAUAAGCUUUCCUGAUGUGGAUAAAGAAAAUAGAGAGGAUGCAGAUGAAAAGCACCACUCUUUGUCCAGAGAUAUUAAGUUCUAUGUAAAGAAAACCAUUAAAAAAGAAAGUAGUAUUGACAACGAGUUACAAGAGGUAAAACAUAUUAAAGAAGAGGAAGUAAAGGACUUUCCAGUUAAACAAUAUAGUUUGGGAAAAAAUAAGACCCCAAGAUGUGGGCUAAAAAGAGACAAACACCGCACCCGCAAAGUAAAGCCAUGUCGCCGCACUCCACCUGCAGAUCCAAACUUUUUCUUUAAAUGUGAGGUAUGCGAUAAAGUCAUUAAGCACCAAUCAAACGUCGCCGACCAUCAGAGAAUACACACGGGAGAGCGUCCUUACGAGUGCGAGAGCUCCAUCAUUUGCAUUCACUUAUAGCUCGGACCUUUGUUGCUUCAUUUCUGGUGUCUCCAUAGCAAGAGAAAAACAGCAUGGAGGAUAUAAGCAUUUCAGUUAGAGCCGUUUCCCAGAAUUGAAUAGCCUGCAAUUUUGCGGCAACUUAGAAGUUUGUGGCGGCUAUGAUAUCCAAAACGUUGGAAGUCCUAGCUGGCGAUUUGGAGGCUGAAAAGGAAGCGGUCAGAGAUGUGUGUCAUAUUAAAAACCAACUCAUCACUAGCAUUCUGUUCUGAUUGGCUGGAAACUGUAUAUUCUAGCCAAUCGGAGUAAAGCCAAUAUAUUUGUGCACAAUGAACUUGCUUAUCCCUGUUAUUCGCUACUGUAGUUCCUCCCAGAGCUAGUUAUGCGUCAGCUAAGUUGUUUAUUUUGGCAAAUGUCAGGAUCAUAGAUUGUACGUGGAUUUGUGGAAUAUAUGUAAGUAGUAAAGUGGAGAAUGAGGGAUGUGUGAGGUUGUUUUCAUUUCAAGUAAAAAAAAAUCUAGACUGAGUUUGCAUCCAGGCCCUGUAUGCUAAGGCAUGCUGACACUCGUGGUUUUCCAAGUGCCUGCAUGCCCUGGCCUGUAUUAAAAUUUGUCAUGACAGGACUUGCUGGGACCGGUAGUUUAAAAAACCCAAAACACAUUUGUUCCGAUAUUAACACUAAAGAUGUUGGGAAUUGCCCUAGUGUUAUCAGCAUGGGGUUAGUUUUCCAAGGGGGUGGCACAUUUCUUACUGCGGGUCCAUUCCCCCUAUGUAACACAUCCCAGUGUUGACAUGACUUGGGUCUAUGAUGGGAGACCCCAACGCUGUGCAUCUCCCUUCUAUAGUGCCACUAUUGCUGGCUGGUAAAGCCUAGUGUUGACUGUGGAAAACUCAGUGGACCCAAAGCUCUUUGUCCCUUACCACCUUAGGCUGGCAGUGCUAGUAAUGGUUCAGUUUGGGUGUUGGCAUUUAGAUAUUUUAAUCAUUUUUCUCUACAUGGUGUCCAAUGAGAGAGCUGCCAAUACAGCAAUCUUAUCAUCCAGAGGCACCUCUUUUAGUCCAUGAUUAUUAUUAUUUUUCUAUUGCAUUUUUUGCAGACUAUUGCAUCUCGUCACUUGGACCUGUAACAUAGUGAAAAUCAGGACAAUGACUUUAACAUGGUGGUUUUCUGGCGAUUCUUCUGCAUUUUGGGGGUCUUUCCGAGUUCGCUAGCUGUUUUUGUAUAUGCAGCGCAGCGAUUAGGUAAAAAAGCGGCACUUCUGUGCAUGCGGCGCAAUGCGCACGCGCGAUGUACUUUCACAACAGCCGAUGCAGUUUCACACAAGGUCUAGCGACACUUUUCAAUCGCACUGCUGGCUGCAGAGUGAUUGACUGGAAGUGGGUGUUUCUGGGUGGUAACUGACCGUUUUUCGGGGAGUGUGUGGGAAAACGCAGGCGUGUCAGAUACAGACGCAGGCGUGCCUAGAGAAACGCAGGCGUGGCAGGCCGAAUGCAGGGCAUGUUCGUGACGUCAAAACAGGAACUUAACAGUCUGAAGUGAUCGCAAGGUAGGAGUAGGUCUGGAGCUGCUCAGAAACGGCACAAUCUUUUUUUUGUAGCAGCGCUGCGAACCUUUCGUUCGCUCUUCUGCUAAGCUAAGAUACACUCCCAGAGGGCGGCGGCUUAGCGUUUGCACUGCUGCUAAAAGCAGCCAGCGAGCGAUCAACUCAGAAUGAGGGCCUUUGUACUAAAUACGGCGAUUAGUAACUUGCUAGUCAAUGACCAGAAUCCCAUGACGUAAGCAAAUUUCCAGGCUGUUACAGCCGAGCCACUGUGUCAGAUCCCUCCUGCUACGGGGAGAGAAACAACUGAAGGGUAGUAGCAGAUGUAUCAGCUAUAUGCACAUACCAAGAUAAAUACAGCUAAUGAGAAAGGACACCCACCAAAGUACUAUUAUUGUGAAGAAAACAGAUUUAUUAUAGAGAUUAUUUAAAGUAGAACCCCAUUUUCGUGAGAUCUCGUAAUCUACCUUAGUUUCUAGAUAUUUUCAUGGGCUUCUUAGGGUUAUAGCCAUAGGUAAUAUCCAGACAAGAAGAUUCUAUUAGUUUUUAAUUUGAAUGCUCUUAAGACUGCACCUUCUUUUAUUAGCUUCCUAUUAACACUUUAUUAAUAUUACAUUGUUUCCAGAUGCGAUGUGGUUUUUGGUUACUGUUUUUAUGUUUGACAGAUUCCAUCAAUACAUAUGUUAAAAUGAUGGUUAUCUUCAUAUGCCAUCUAGUGGUGUUCACCUGUUCUCCUUUCCUUUUUCCUCUUAUUUUUCUUUUCUUUCUAUUCGUUCUACAUCGUUCUCUUUUCUUAUUCCGUACUAUUUUUCUUAAUAUUAACGUGUUAUCUUUGUCAUGGUAAUUUUCUGCAAACUUUUGCCUGGUAUAAAAAAAGAAAAAAGACAGAAAUGCAGAUUUUGGUAUUGUCAGGAUGGAUUGCUG